Messenger RNA from Symbiodinium necroappetens, 1430 nucleotides. Lineage: Eukaryota; Dinophyceae; Suessiales; Symbiodiniaceae. The record is from the annotation of a GenBank genome assembly.
AUGGUGGCCCUGCCGGCGCAGAUCAUCCCGGCCGCGCCACAGGAGAUUGCGCCCAAAAAUGUCCAUCAGGUCUCGUCUCUCGCAGAGCUCAUUGCCAACACUGUCAUCACCAUGGAACCCGUCUCCGCGGGCGUGCUCCGAGCUGUGCGGGUGGCCGAUGCCCUCGAAAAUUAUGGGGCCGUUCUUCGCAGGCAUUGCGGCAGCCGACACACGUUGAGCUAUCCCACGACGACGAUCCGCACCUUCUGGAGCCACAGCUGGCAUGGUGGGGCAUGGAAGAAGUAUGUCACACUCUUGCUCUUCUACCAUGGAACCGCGGCACUUCUCAUUGCCAGCCUCGGGGCUGGUUUAGCCUCCGUGCUUUUCGGUUUGGAGAUCUUGCCCGCCCUAACGCAGCCAAUGGAAGGUGGGUCAAAUUUUCAAUGCAUCUGGACGAAUCCGGUGGGUUUGGUGUCAUACUGCGUUGUGCUCUUGUUCUGGCGUUCCUCGGCCGAUGUCUUCCUUGACGUCAUAUGCAUAGAUCAAGAGGUCCAGCCAAAGAAAGCCGACGGGCUUUUGAGCAUCGGUGCUUUUCUGAAGAACUCUGACACCAUGCUGGUUCUUUGGGACGAUACGUACUGCGAUCGACUCUGGUGCAUGUUCGAGAUUGCGGGUUUUGCCAGAAGCCGCUCUGCCGGUGAGGAGCCACGACUCCUCAUUCGGCCUACGGAACUGUCCCUUUGCUACUUCUCUCAAGCACUCACCGUGUUGUUUGUGACCAUCGUCACUGAUUUCCUUCCACUGAGUGGAGACGAUGUUGGCGUCAUCUGGACUUUUCAAGCACUGAAUGCCUUGGUGUUCUGUGCAGGUUUUUAUGCCAACAUUGCGAUAUACAGAGACUGCUUCCGCUCCAUGGAAGCAGAUGGAGACAAACUGGCAAGCUUCUCGCUUGACAACGUCAGCUCCUUUUGCUGCGAGAAUAACCAUGAAAGGAGCCGCGGACUUUGCGACAGGCGGGUUACGAACAAAUGUAUCAUUGCUUGGUUCGGAAGCAAAGAGCUCUUUGAGGAAUACGUGCGGACGAGAGUUCGCGCGCUACUCCUCCGAGAGCAUGCGAAGCAGUGCUUCUCAUACCGUCAGGCCAUCACUGCCAUGGUCCCGGUCUUGUGGCACUUCGUAAGCAAAGCUGCUGCAUGGUCCAGGUUCACCAGUUGGGAUCCGAAAAUGCAGGCCGCGCGAGAACUGAUCCGGGGUCUGGCAUGGUGGUUGGGGGUUGCUCCCAUGGCCCUACUGGUGGGCACAAGGUUGUGUUACCCACUCCGGCACAGACGCAGCUGGGCUCCGGCUGAAUAUCUUAUCAAUCUACCGCCGCUGCUGGCCAGCGUCAUGGUUGUUGUUGCAGCACAGCAGCUUGAGCAUCUGUGCUUCUCGCUCGACGACCUUUUCGAGUU